AUGGCCAGCGAAAAGUAUUACAUCAAGGACGCAAUCACCAAGCCUGCGAUCCACCACGAGUCCUACCAAAAACUAUGGGAGACCAAGUGGAAGAAACCAUGCGAGAUGGGCGUCUAUCCGUUCAUGUUCGGCAGUAUCAAGGACUUUGAACCAGUUGCACAAGAGAUCAUCAAGGCCGGAUUGAAAGAACCUUACAACUGGGAUGAAUAUGCCCCAUACUACUUCCCCAAGGCCGAGGAAUUGAGCCAAAUUGCCGAGCAGGCCGAAAAGGCUGGGGAGAAAGAGAAGGCCUCGGAAUACUAUCUGCGGAGUGCUGCUUUAUACCGAAUCUCUCGAUUCCCCACGCCACGGUCGGAGAAGCAAAAAUAUGCUUGGGAAGUGGGAACUGAGACCUUUUACAAGGGCGCAGCACUCAUGGAGCAUCCCAUCCGAGAAGUGCGGAUUCCUCACAAACAUGCAAUUGAGGGCGAGGGCGAUGUUGUCCCAGUCAAUCUCCUGAUUCCUCCUGGCGCGACGCCUGAAAAGCCAGCCCCAACCGUUCUGAUCAUCACUGGCCUCGAUGGAUAUCGCACCGAAUUGGCGGUCUGGCAACAAGGAUUUUUACAAAAGGGCAUUGCAACCGUGAUCGCCGAAAUCCCCGGUACUGGAGACUCACCGGCCGCGAGACAAGACCCUACGAGUCCAGACCGACAGUGGUCCAGCGUUUUGGACUGGAUCGAUACACAAAAGGCCAUUGACAAUAAGAAAAUCAUCGUCUGGGGAUUCUCAACAGGUGGAUACUACGCCCUGCGAAUUGCGCACACCCACAAGGAUCGGCUACUGGGGAGUGUGAGCUUGGGUGGAGGAGCACAUCACAUGUUCGACCGAGAAUGGCUCGAAAAUGUGAACAAGUUGGAAUAUCCAUUCGAUCUGGCCAACACGCUGACAUACAAGUUCGGCUACCCAGACCUAGAGUCGUUCAUACAAGAGGCGGGCAAAUUCUCGUUGGUCAACGAUGGAACGCUGGACAAGCCAUGCACCAAGGUUCUCCUGGUCAAUGGCAACGACGAUGAAAUCUUCCCGGUUGACGAUUUGUUUGUGGCGCUGGAGCAUGGUCUUCCCAAAGAAGCUCGGCUGGUCAAGGGCAAGAAGCACAUGGGAGAGCCGGACAGCUUCUUCAUCAUUCUCAAAUGGAUCUAUGCGCAGUUUGGCAUUGAGGGUAACAUCAUGGAUCAGAUGAAGACUCUGCCCAGCAGAACCAAGUAUUGA
Messenger RNA from Exophiala bonariae, 1248 nucleotides. RefSeq lists its product as uncharacterized. The transcript is spliced from 5 exons. The coding region runs from base 1 to 1248 and encodes 415 amino acids. The record is from RefSeq and is a predicted model, not a curated record. Lineage: Eukaryota; Fungi; Ascomycota; Eurotiomycetes; Chaetothyriales; Herpotrichiellaceae.